Molecule: messenger RNA, 13476 nt
Organism: Sciurus carolinensis (gray squirrel)
Lineage: Eukaryota; Metazoa; Chordata; Mammalia; Rodentia; Sciuridae
Gene: Dnah8
Product: dynein axonemal heavy chain 8
Biological process (GO): microtubule-based movement
Cellular component (GO): dynein complex
Molecular function (GO): dynein intermediate chain binding; ATP binding; dynein light intermediate chain binding
Source: RefSeq, a predicted model, not a curated record
ACCAAAGGGUCAAAAAUGAUGAGAUUAUAUAUAGACAGCGCUGCCCCAGAGAGUCUGAAAGGACUGUGUAUAUUUUUUGUUCGCUGUAAUAAUGACGUGCCUAUAAAUAGUAAAAAUAUUCACGAGGAAGUGCUGUUUACUGUUUUGGAUGCAUCGGACGGACUCUUGAAUGGGAUCAAGAGUAUGUUGUCAAGUAUAUUUCUACCAGCUAUUCUUGCCACAAGCAACUGGGGUGCUUUAAACCAGUCCAAGCAGGGGGAAUCUGAAAAACACAUUUUCACUGAAACCAUCAAUAGGUACCUUUCAUUUUUAGAUGGUGCCAGAAUAAGUAUUGAGGGGACAGUGAUGUUAAAGAAGAUAGACAACAUUGAUUUUUCCAAACUGCAUACCUUUGAAGAAGUGACAGCUGCAGCUAGCAAUUCGGAAACUGUCCGUCAGCUAGAGGAGGUGCUGAUGAUAUGGUACAAACAGAUCGAACAGGUGCUUAUUGAGAGUGAGCAGAUGAGAAAAGAAGCUGAUGACUCAGGUCCACUCACUGAGUUGGAACACUGGAAACGGAUGUCAGCCAAGUUCAACUAUAUCAUCGAGCAGAUUAAAGGGUCAAGUUGUAAGGCUGUCAUCAAUGUGCUGACUGUUGCACACUCCAAACUGUUAAAGAAUUGGCGUGAUUUGGAUGCAAGAAUCACAGAUACAGCAAAUGAAUCAAAAGAUAAUGUUAGAUAUUUGUAUACUCUGGAGAAAGUAUGUCAGCCUCUCUAUAAUUAUGACCUGGUUUCCAUGGCACAUGGAAUACAAAAUUUGAUUAAUGCCAUCAGAAUGAUCCACAGUGUGUCAAGGUAUUACAACACCUCAGAGAGAAUGACCUCGUUAUUUAUCAAAGUAACAAAUCAGAUGGUGACAGCAUGUAAAGCAUAUAUUACUGAUGGAGGAAUAAACCAUGUUUGGGAUCAGGAAACGCCAGUCGUACUAAAGAAAAUUCAGGAUUGCAUUUUUCUAUUCAAGGAAUAUCAGUCAUCUUUUCACAAAACAAGGAAACAGAUUUUAGACUCAUCAGGGGAAAAAUCUUUUGAGGUUUCAGAAAUGUACAUAUUUGGGAAAUUUGAAGCUUUCUGUAAAAGACUGGAGAAGAUUACAGAAAUGAUAACUAUUGUUCAGACAUAUUCAUCCUUGAGUAAUUCUACAAUAGAAGGAAUAGAUAUCAUGGCAAUAAAAUUCAAAAAUAUUUAUCAAGGGGUUGAGAAAAAGCAAUAUGACAUUCUGGAUCCAAGGCGGACAGAAUUCGACAAAGAUUUUGUAGACUUCAUGACAAAAAUCAAUGCUUUAGAGGUACAGAUACAAGCGUUUAUGAACAGUACUUUUGGAAAAAUCUUAUCUUCUCAGCAGGCUCUUCAGCUGCUGCAAAGAUUUCAGAAGCUGAACAUUCCCUGUCUUCAGUUAGAAAUCAAUCACACAAUCGAGCGAAUUCUCCAUUAUUAUGUGGCUGAACUUGAAGCUACGAAAAAGCUUUAUCAUUCUCAAAAAGACGACCCCCCUCUUGCUCGCAAUAUGCCCCCUAUAGCAGGAAAGAUACUUUGGGUGAGGCAGCUCUAUCGCCGGAUAAAUGAGCCCAUCAACUAUUUCUUUAAAAACUCAGACAUUUUGUCAAGCUUGGAAGGAAAAGCUGUCAUCCGUCAGUAUAACAAAAUCUCCUACGUGCUGGUGGAGUUUGAGGUCAUCUACCACACGGCCUGGGUCCGGGAGGUCUCGCAGUUGCAGUAUGCUUUACAAGCCACACUUUUUGUGCGACAUCCAGAAACAGGGAAGUUGCUGGUUAAUUUUGAUCCCAAAAUUUUGGAAAUUGUGCGGGAAACUAAGUGCAUGAUAAAGAUGAAGUUGGAUGUUCCAGAGCAGGCAAAGAGAUUGCUAAAAUUGGAAAAUAAAUUGAAAUCAGACAAAUUGUAUUUGCAGGGUCUUCUGCAGUAUUAUGAUGAUUUAUGUCAGGAAGUCCCUUCAGUGUUUGUCAAUCUGAUGAAUCCUAAAAUGAAAAAGGUGGAAAGUGUGUUGAGACAAGGGCUUACGAUAUUAACCUGGUCAUCUUUAACACUGGAAAGCUUCUUUCAAGAAGUUGAAUCAGUUUUGGAUAUGUUCAAUCAACUUUUAAAGAAGGUCAAUGAUUUGUGUGAAAUGCAUAUUGAUACCGUUCUGAAGGAGAUAGCCAAAACGGUAUUAAUUUCCUUACCUGAAGGUGGUGCUACCAGAGUGGAAGAUAUGUUGACCCUCAACGAGACAUACACAAAAGAAUGGGCUGAUAUUCUAAACCACAAAAGUAAGCAUGUGGAAGAAGCUGUCAGAGAACUUAUAUUAAUAUUUGAGCAAAUUUAUGAAGUGAAAUACACUGGGAAAACAGGAAAAUCAGUAUCAGAACAUCAGAAACACGUUGUUUUUGGAAGUGAGAUGGAGGAGGGUGAAGGCAAUGACUAUGAGCCCAGCAUGGUGAACGAGGGUGACGCUAAUGACAAAGAGGACGAGUUUAAGAAGGAGUGUAAAGAGGUCUUUGCUUUUUUCUCUCAUCAAUUAUUGGACAGUCUUCAAAAAGCUACUCGGUUAUCUUUGGACACAAUGAAGAAAAGAAUAUUUGUUGCAAGCCCUUAUGGACGAAAACGGUCAGAAGAUAUCAUUUCCUUUAUUAAAACCGAAGUACAUCUUGCAAUCCCUAACGUGGUAAUGGUUCCCAGUCUGGAUGACAUUCAGCAAGCCAUUAACCGAAUGAUCCAGUUAACCUUGGAGGUCAGCAGAGGGGUGGCUCACUGGGGUCAGCAGCAGGUCCGCCACAUCAAGUCUGCUAUUUCCAGCCCCACUCGGACCACUACUGACCUGACCCACCCAAGCACAGGAAAGUCUCUGAAGCGGGAAGAAAAAUCUUUUGAAGAGAUUAUUCCUGCGAGGAAGCUGAAGAAUUUUUACCCAGGGGUGGCGGAGCACAAGGAUAUUUCCAAGCUGGUCCUCCUGCUUUCUUCCUCUGUGAAUUCCUUAAGAAAGGCAGCCCAGGAGGCCCUGCAGGACUUUGAGAAAUACAAAAGUCUCUGGACAGAGGACCGAGACGUGAAAGUGAAGGAGUUUUUGGCUAACAACCCCUCUCUGACUGAAAUCAGAUCAGUUCUACAUUACGCUACUUUUGAACAGGAGAUUGAUGAGUUGAAGCCCAUUAUUGUUGUAGGUGCACUUGAAUUGCAUACAGAGCCAAUGAAAUUAGCUUUAUCAAUUGAGGCGAAGGCAUGGAAGAUGUUACUUUGUCGAUAUUUGAAUGAAGAAUACAAAAAGAAAAUGUCAGACAUGAUAGCAUUUAUCAAUGAAUACUUGAAAAAGUUAUCUAGACCUAUUCGUGAUUUAGAUGAUGUCAGAUUUGCAAUGGAAGCCUUGUCUUGUAUCCGUGAUAAUGAAAUCCAAAUGGACAUGACUUUGGGACCAAUUGAAGAAGCCUACGGUAUUUUAAACAGAUUUGAAGUUGAAGUAACCAAAGAAGAGUCAGAAGCUGUUGAUACCUUGAGGUAUUCUUUCAACAAAUUGCAGAGCAAAGCUGUUUCUGUGCAAGACGAACUAGUUCAAGUGCAGCCAAACUUUAAAAGUAAUCUACUCGAGGCUGUGGAGGUUUUUCGUGAGGAUGUAACAAACUUCGCAGAAUCAUAUGAGCGGGAAGGACCCAUGGUUCCAAAUAUACCACCCCAAGAAGCCAGCAACAGGCUACAGAUAUUUCAGGCCAAUUUUGAUGAUCUGUGGAGGAAAUUUGUCACAUAUUCGUCUGGUGAACAACUUUUUGGAUUGCCUGUGACCGACUAUGAGGUUUUACACAAAACCAGAAAAGAACUCAACUUGCUGCAGAAACUGUAUGGACUGUAUGAUACUGUAAUGGGCAGUAUUAGUGGUUAUUAUGAAAUACUUUGGGGAGAUGUAGAUAUUGAAAAAAUCAAUGCAGAGCUGCAGGAAUUCCAAAACAGAUGUCGUAAACUUCCCAAAGGACUGAAAGAUUGGCAAGCUUAUUUGGAUCUGAAAAAAAGAAUUGAUGAUUUCAGUGAGUCGUGUCCUCUGCUAGAAAUGAUGACCAAUAAAGCGAUGAAGCAGAGGCACUGGGACCGGAUCUCCGAGCUAACUGGAACCCCAUUUGAUGUGGAAUCGGAUUCUUUUUGUCUUAGAAACAUCAUGGAAGCACCGCUCCUCAAAAAUAAGGAUGACAUUGAGGAUAUUUGCAUAUCUGCCAGUAAGGAAAAGGAUAUCGAGGCCAAGCUGACGCAGGUGAUUGAGAACUGGACCAACCAGAACCUGAGUUUUUCAGCCUUUAAGGGAAAGGGCGAGCUCCUGCUCAAAGGGACGGAGUCAGGAGAGAUCAUCACUCUGAUGGAGGAUAGUUUAAUGGUCUUAGGCUCCUUACUAAGCAACAGAUAUAAUGCUCCAUAAAAAAAUAUACAGAAUUGGGUGUAUAAAUUGUCCACUUCCUCAGAUAUAAUUGAAGAGUGGCUAGUGCAGAACCUUUGGGUCUACCUGGAAGCUGUCUUUGUAGGUGGAGAUAUUGCCAAACAGCUGCCUCAGGAAGCAAAACGUUUUCAGAAUAUUGACAGCUGGAUAAAAAUAAUGCAGCGCGCUCAUGAGAAUCCCAAUGUGAUCAGUUGCUGUGUUGGAGAUGAAACCAUGGGGCAGCUCUUGCCCCAUCUACAUGAGCAGUUGGAAGUGUGUCAGAAGUCACUUACAGGGUAUUUGGAGAAGAAGCGAUUAUUUCCAAGAUUCUUCUUUGUAUCUGAUCCAGUUCUCCUGGAAAUCCUUGGACAAGCCAGUGAUUCCCAUACCAUACAGCCACAUCUCCCUGCAGUGUCCGACAACAUAAAUGAGGUGACAUUUCAUGCCAAAGACUAUGAUCGUAUGUUGGCCGUCAUAUCAAGAGAAGGAGAAAAAAUUAUUCUGGAUAGUCCUGUGAUGGCCAAGGGUCCUGUAGAGAUUUGGCUUCUGGAUUUGUUGAAAGUGCAGAUGUCAUCCUUACAUAAUAUAAUUAGGUCUGCAUUCUAUCAAAUCAGCGAUUCAGGAUUUCAACUCUUACCUUUCCUCAAUCACUUCCCAGCACAGGUUGGGCUUCUGGGAAUUCAGAUGUUAUGGACACAUGAUUCAGAAGAAGCUUUAAAUAAUGCAAAAGAUGACAGGAAAAUCAUGCAAGCAACCAAUCAGAAAUUUUUGGAUAUUCUUAAUGUUCUUAUUAGCCAGACAACGCAUGACCUAACCAAGUUUGAUAGAGUGAAAUUUGAAACUCUAAUUACCAUCCACGUGCAUCAGAGAGAUAUUUUUGAUGAUUUGGUAAAAAUGCACAUCAAGUCAGUUACCGAUUUUGAAUGGCUGAAACAGAGUAGAUUUUUUAAGGAAGAUUUGGAUCAAACUGUGGUAUCUAUUACCGAUGGAUUUGUUUACCAAAAUGAAUUUCUGGGAUGCACUGAUCGCCUUGUUAUUACUCCACUAACAGAUAGAUGCUACAUCACGUUAGCGCAGGCUUUGGGAAUGAACAUGGGAGGUGCCCCGGCGGGACCUGCGGGCACAGGCAAAACAGAAACCACCAAAGAUAUGGGCAGGUGUUUGGGGAAGUACGUGGUUGUGUUCAACUGCUCAGAUCAGAUGGAUUUCAGAGGCCUUGGAAGGAUUUUCAAAGGUCUUGCACAGUCAGGUUCCUGGGGCUGUUUUGAUGAGUUUAACAGAAUUGAAUUGCCUGUAUUAUCAGUGGCGGCACAACAAAUUUAUAUUGUUUUGACAGCAAGAAAAGAGAGGAAAAAACAGUUCAUAUUUUCUGAUGGUGAUUGUGUUGAUUUAAAUCCAGAAUUUGGAAUCUUCUUAACAAUGAACCCUGGAUAUGCUGGGCGCCAGGAACUGCCAGAAAACUUAAAAAUCCAGUUUAGAACUGUUGCCAUGAUGGUUCCCGACAGACAGAUCAUUAUGCGAGUGAAACUUGCAAGCUGUGGUUUUCUUGAAAAUGUUAUCUUGGCUCAAAAGUUCUAUGUUCUUUACAAACUCUGUGAAGAGCAACUUACCAAGCAGGUCCAUUAUGACUUUGGAUUGAGAAAUAUUCUAUCUGUAUUGAGGACACUUGGAUCUCAAAAAAGAGCCAGACCAGAAGACAGUGAAUUAAGCACAGUCAUGAGAGGACUAAGAGAUAUGAACCUCUCUAAAUUGGUUGAUGAGGAUGAACCCCUUUUCCUCAGCUUAAUUAACGAUCUGUUUCCGGGGUUACAACUGGACAGUAAUACUUAUGCAGAACUGCAGGCUGCUGUCGCCAACCAGGUUCAGCUAGAAGGGUUGAUUAACCACCCACCCUGGAACCUCAAACUUGUACAGUUAUAUGAGACCUCUCUGGUGCGGCAUGGCUUGAUGACUCUUGGGCCCAGUGGUUCCGGGAAGACGACAGUCAUAACAAUUCUGAUGAAGGCGUUAACAGAAUGCGGAAGGCCUCAUAGAGAAAUGCGAAUGAAUCCAAAAGCUAUCACUGCACCCCAGAUGUUUGGCAGGCUGGAUACUGCUACCAAUGACUGGACAGAUGGGAUUUUUUCUACUCUCUGGAGAAAAACACUGAAAACUAAGAAAGGUGAAAACAUCUUCCUCAUUUUAGAUGGCCCGGUGGAUGCCAUUUGGAUUGAGAACUUAAAUUCUGUGUUGGACGACAAUAAAACACUCACGUUGGCUAAUGGGGAUCGUAUUCCCAUGGCCCCGAGUUGCAAGCUUCUGUUUGAAGUCCACAACAUUGAGAAUGCCUCUCCAGCCACGGUUUCUAGGAUGGGCAUGGUCUAUAUCAGCAGCUCCGCUCUCACCUGGAGGCCCAUAUUGCAGGCAUGGCUGAAGAAGCGAACUUCUCAGGAAUCUACUGUGUUCCUGACUCUGUAUGACAAAGCAUUUGAAGAUGCAUAUACAUACAUGAAACUAAGCCUCAGUCCCAAAAUGCAGCUCUUAGAGUGCAAUUAUAUUACGCAAUCUCUCAAUCUUCUGGAAGGUUUAAUUCCUUCCAAAGAAGAAGGUGGUAUUUCAUGUGUGGAACAUCUUCAUAAAUUAUUCGUGUUUGGCCUAAUGUGGAGUUUGGGAGCCCUUUUGGAACUGGAAAGCAGAGAAAAACUUGAAGUCUAUUUACGACAUCAUGAAAGCAAGUUAGACUUACCAGAAAUACCUAAAGGCACCAGUCAAACCAUGUAUGAGUUCUAUGUCACCGAUUAUGGUGAUUGGGAGCACUGGAACAAGAAACUUCAGCCAUACUAUUACCCAACCGACAGUGUUCCAGAAUAUUCAUCAAUUUUGGUUCCAAACGUUGACAAUGUUAGAACAAAUUUUUUGAUGGACACCAUUGCAAAACAGCAUAAAGCUGUUUUGCUCACGGGAGAGCAGGGAACUGCAAAAACUGUAAUGAUUAAGGCCUAUUUGAAAAAGUAUGAUCCUGAGGUCCAUCUAUCCAAAAGUCUAAAUUUUUCAUCUGCCACAGAACCAAUCAUGUUUCAGAGAACGAUUGAAAGCUAUGUGGAUAAGCGAAUGGGAAGCACAUAUGGGCCACCAGGAGGGAGAAAAAUGACUGUAUUUAUUGAUGAUAUUAACAUGCCCGUGAUUAAUGAGUGGGGAGAUCAGAUAACUAAUGAGAUUGUACGACAGAUGAUGGAAAUGGAAGGAAUGUACAGCUUGGAUAAGCCUGGAGACUUCACUACUAUCGUUGAUGUGCAGCUUAUAGCCGCCAUGAUUCACCCUGGAGGUGGUCGAAAUGAUAUUCCACAGCGCUUAAAAAGACAAUUCACGGUGUUUAAUUGCACGCUGCCUUCAAAUGCUUCAAUAGACAAAAUUUUUGGAAUUAUUGGCUGUGGAUACUUUGAUCCUUGUAGAAAGUUCAAACCUGAAAUAUGUGAGAUGAUUAUGCAGUUAGUCUCAACGGGCAGAGUGUUGUGGCAGUGGACUAAGAUAAAGAUGCUGCCAACUCCUUCUAAAUUUCAUUACAUCUUUAAUCUUCGUGAUCUUUCCAGGAUUUGGCAAGGAAUGUUAACCAUAAAAGCUGAGGAGUGUAGCUCAAUGUCUGUCCUCAUGUCACUUUUCAAACACGAGUGCAACAGAGUAAUUGCAGACAGAUUUAUAACUCCUGAAGAUGAGCACUGGUUUAACGUACAUCUUAUUCGUGCCGUUGAAGAAAAUAUUAGCUCUGAAGCAGCAUCGGCUAUUCUGCCUGAACCAUACUUUGUGGAUUUUCUUCGUGAGAUGCCUGAACCAACCGGUGAUGAACCUGAAGACACUGUGUUUGAAGUACCCAAAAUCUACGAACUGAUACCAUCCUUUGAAUUUUUGGCUGAAAAACUGCAGUUUUAUCAGAAGCAGUUCAAUGAAAUCAUUAGAGGAACUUCUCUUGACUUGGUGUUUUUUAAAGAUGCAAUGACUCAUCUAAUUAAGAUUUCACGUGUAAUUCGAACUUCCUGUGGAAACGCAUUGCUGGUGGGUGUCGGUGGUUCAGGAAAACAAAGUCUUUCAAGAUUGGCCUCUUUUAUAGCUGGAUACCAGAUAUUCCAGAUAACAUUAACCAGGUCUUACAACGUCAAUAAUCUAACAGAUGACUUAAAAUCUUUGUACAAAGUUGCUGGUGCUGAAGGGAAAGGCAUCACCUUCAUCUUUACUGACAAUGAGAUAAAAGACGAGGCAUUUCUAGAAUACCUUAACAACUUGCUGUCUUCAGGGGAGAUCUCCAAUUUGUUUGCACGGGAUGAGAUGGAUGAAAUCACCCAAGGACUAAUAUCCGUGAUGAAACGGGAGCUGCCCCGUCACCCUCCGACCUUUGAUAAUCUGUAUGAGUACUUCAUUUCCAGAUCCAGAAAGAACUUGCAUGUUGUUCUCUGCUUCUCUCCAGUUGGUGAGAAGUUCCGCGCCCGUUCCUUGAAAUUCCCUGGCUUGAUAUCGGGUUGUACCAUGGACUGGUUUAGUCGCUGGCCCAAGGAGGCUCUGGUUGCUGUGGCCUCCUAUUUCCUUUUGGACUAUAAUAUUGUCUGCUCUAGUGAAAUUAAAAGACAAGUUGUAGAAACAAUGGGCCUCUUUCAUGACAUGGUUUCUGAGAGCUGUGAAAGUUAUUUCCAAAGAUACCGCCGAAGAGCACAUGUGACUCCCAAGUCGUAUCUCUCAUUUAUCAAUGGUUACAAAAACAUUUACACUGACAAAGUGAAAUUUAUUAACGACCAAGCAGAACGUAUGAAUAUUGGUCUUGAUAAACUUAUGGAGGCAAGUGAAUCCGUUGCUAAACUCUCUCAGGAUCUUGCAGUAAAGGAGAAGGAAUUGGCCGUGGCUUCUAUAAAAGCAGAUGAAGUGUUAGCAGAAGUCACAGUAAGUGCUCAGGCUUCAGCCAAAGUUAAAAAUGAAGUGCAAGAGGUAAAAGACAAAGCCCAGAAAAUUGUGGAUGAAAUCGAUAGUGAAAAAGUAAUCGCUGAGACCAAACUCGAGGCCGCCAGACCUGCGCUGGAGGAAGCAGAAGCUGCCCUGAAUACUAUCAAACCAAAUGAUAUUGCCACAGUCCGGAAACUUGCAAAACCACCACAUCUUAUUAUGAGAAUCAUGGACUGUGUGCUGCUACUGUUUCAAAAGAAAAUUGACCCUGUUACAAUGGAUCCUGAAAAACCUUGCUGCAAGCCAUCAUGGGCAGAGUCAUUAAAGCUGAUGAGUGCGACAGGAUUCUUGUGGAGUCUGCAGCAGUUCCCCAAGGACACCAUAAAUGAAGAGACUGUUGAGUUACUACAGCCAUAUUUCAAUAUGGAUGAUUACUCUUUUGAAAGUGCCAAAAAAGUCUGCGGGAACGUGGCUGGUCUGCUGUCUUGGACGCUUGCUAUGGCGACCUUCUAUGGCAUCAACAAGGAAGUGUUGCCUCUGAAGGCAAACCUGGCCAAGCAGGAAGGCCGCUUAGCCGUUGCUAACGCCGAGUUAGGGAAGGCCCAGGCCCUGCUGGAUGAGAAGCAAGCCGAGCUGGACAAAGUGCAAGCAAAAUUUGAUUCAGCCAUGAAUGAGAAAAUGGAUCUGCUCAAUGAUGCAGACAUGUGCCGGAAAAAGAUGCAGGCAGCGUCCACUCUCAUCGAUGGGCUGAGUGGAGAAAAAGUCCGAUGGACCCAACAAAGUAGAGAGUUCAAAGCUCAGAUUAAUAGACUUGUGGGUGACAUUCUGCUGUGCACCGGCUUCCUGUCCUACCUGGGUCCAUUCAACCAGAUAUUUAGGAACUACUUGCUUAAAGAGCAGUGGGAGAUAGAGUUGAGAGCACGGAAAAUUCCUUUCACUGAAAACCUGAAUCUUAUUUCAAUGCUGGUGGAUCCUCCAACUAUUGGUGAGUGGGGGCUUCAGGGUCUACCAGGUGAUGAUCUCUCAAUUCAGAAUGGCAUUAUUGUGACAAAGGCCACCAGAUACCCACUCCUCAUAGAUCCACAAACACAAGGCAAAACUUGGAUUAAAUCAAAGGAAAAAGAAAAUGAUUUACAGGUGACAUCUCUGAAUCAUAAAUAUUUCCGCACCCACUUGGAGGACAGCCUUUCCUUGGGCCGACCCCUUCUCAUCGAGGACAUUCGUGAAGAACUGGAUCCAGCCUUGGAUAAUGUAUUAGAAAAGAAUUUCAUUAAGUCAGGCUCCACCUUUAAGGUGAAAGUGGGUGAUAAGGAGUGUGAUGUCUUGGAUUCAUUCAAACUUUACAUUACCACAAAGUUACCAAACCCUGCCUUUACCCCCGAGAUCAACGCUAAAACGUCAGUCAUUGACUUCACUGUUACCAUGAAAGGACUGGAGAAUCAGUUACUGAGGAGGGUAAUUCUAACCGAGAAACAGGAGCUAGAAUCCGAGAGGGUUAAACUUUUGGAGGACGUUACUUUUAACAAGCGGAAGAUGAAAGAACUUGAAGACAACCUCCUCUAUAAAUUAAGUGCCACAAAAGGUUCCUUGGUAGAUGAUGAAUCGCUCAUUGGUGUCCUGCGCACUACCAAGCAGACAGCUGCCGAGGUGAGUGAAAAGCUGCACGUGGCUGCGGAAACGGAGAUCAAGAUUAACACGGCUCAGGAAGAGUUCCGGCCUGCGGCCACCCGGGGCAGCAUCCUGUACUUCCUCAUCACCGAGAUGAGCAUGGUCAACAUCAUGUACCAGACGUCGCUGGCCCAGUUCUUGAAGCUCUUUGACCAGUCCAUGGCCAGAUCUGAGAAGUCGCCACUACCUCAAAAGAGAAUUACGAAUAUUAUCGAGUAUCUGACAUAUGACGUUUUUACAUACUCCGUCAGAGGCCUGUACGAAAACCACAAAUUCCUCUUUGCACUCCUCAUGACCUUAAAAAUUGAUCUUCAGAGAGGGACAGUUAAGCACAGAGAGUUUCAGGCUCUCAUUAAAGGGGGUGCCGCUCUGGACCUGAAAGCCUGCCCCCCAAAACCGUUUCGCUGGAUCCUCGACAUGACGUGGCUGAAUCUCGUAGAGCUGAGUAAACUUCCGCAGUUUGCAGAAAUUAUGAACCAGAUAACUCGCAAUGAGAAGGGGUGGAAAAGCUGGUUCGAUAAGGAUUCUCCAGAGGAGGAAAUUAUCCCUGAUGGAUAUAAUGAUUCCCUAGAUACCUGCCACAAGCUUUUACUUAUCAGGUCCUGGUGCCCAGACCGUACUGUUUUUCAAGCCAGAAAGUAUAUUGCAGAUUCUUUGGAGGAGAAGUACACAGAACCUGUUAUCCUGAAUCUGGAGAAAACCUGGGAAGAAAGCGACACGCGGACACCUCUGAUCUGUUUCCUGUCCAUGGGCUCCGACCCUACCAUUCAGAUUGAUGCAUUGGCCAAGAAACUGAAGCUGGAGUGUAGAACCAUCUCAAUGGGACAAGGACAAGAAAUACAUGCUCGGAAGCUGGUCCAGAUGUCAAUGCAGCAGGGUGGUUGGGUAUUACUGCAAAAUUGUCACCUUGGCCUGGAAUUCAUGGAGGAAUUACUGGAGACACUAAUGACCGUCGAAGCUAAUGAUGAGACUUUCCGAGUAUGGAUAACUACUGAGCCCCACGAUCGAUUUCCAAUUACUUUGCUUCAGACUUCUAUCAAAUUCACCAACGAGCCGCCGCAAGGAAUGCGCGCAGGUUUGAAAAGAACAUUUGCCGGGAUCAAUCAAGACCUUCUGGACAUCAGUAAUUUGCCCAUGUGGAAGCCGAUGCUUUACACGGUAGCAUUUUUACACUCCACGGUGCAGGAACGAAGGAAAUUUGGUCCCUUAGGAUGGAACAUUCCUUAUGAAUUCAAUUCUGCUGACUUCUCGGCCAGUGUUCAGUUUAUUCAGAAUCACCUUGAUGAAUGUGAUAUUAAAAAAGGUGUGUCGUGGAGUACAGUUCGGUAUAUGAUUGGAGAAGUACAAUAUGGAGGCAGAGUGACAGAUGACUUUGAUAAACGUCUGCUUAAUUGCUUUGCUAGAGUCUGGUUCAGUGAGAAGAUGUUUGAACCAUCAUUCUGUUUUUAUACUGGGUAUAAAAUCCCUGUGUGCAAAACCUUGGACCAGUAUUUUGAGUACAUCCAGUCGCUGCCAUCCCUAGAUAACCCUGAAGUUUUUGGGCUUCACCCUAAUGCUGAUAUCACGUAUCAGAGUAAUACAGCUUCUGAUGUUCUUGAAACAAUCACCAACAUUCAGCCCAAAGAGAGUGGAGGUGGAGUGGGAGAGACCCGGGAGGCCAUCGUUUACCGACUGUCUGAAGACAUGCUGAGCAAGCUGCCCCCUGACUACGUUCCCCACGAGGUGAAAGCUCGUUUGAUAAAGAUGGGGCAUCUUAAUUCAAUGAAUAUCUUUCUUCGACAAGAAAUCGACAGAAUGCAAAGAGUCAUUUCGAUACUUCGCAGUAGCCUGUGUGAUCUGAAACUGGCCAUCGAGGGGACGAUCAUCAUGAGUGAGAAUUUGAGAGACGCCCUGGACAACAUGUAUGAUGCUCGUAUACCUCAGCUCUGGAAAAGGGUGUCCUGGGAUUCGUCCACACUGGGCUUCUGGUUUACUGAACUUUUGGAAAGAAACGCUCAGUUCUCCACUUGGAUAUUUGAAGGGAGGCCUAAUGUGUUUUGGAUGACUGGUUUCUUUAAUCCCCAAGGCUUCCUCACAGCAAUGAGGCAGGAAGUGACCCGUGCUCACAAAGGCUGGGCACUGGACACGGUGACCAUCCAUAACGAUGUUCUGCGGCAGACCAAGGAGGAGAUCACAACACCCCCUGCGGAAGGUGUGUAUAUUUAUGGGCUGUACAUGGACGGAGCGUCCUGGGACAGACGGAAUGGGAAGCUCACAGAAUCCACCCCCAAGGUGCUCUUCAUGCAGCUGCCAGUGCUACACAUCUUUGCUAUUAACUCCACGGCUCCCAAGGACCCCAAGCUGUACGUGUGUCCUAUUUACAAGAAACCCAAACGAACUGACUUGACCUUCAUCACUGUGGUAUAUUUGCGAACUCUGUUGUCCCCGGAUCACUGGAUCCUGAGAGGAGUGGCCCUUUUGUGCGACAUCAAAUAA